CUCGAAUUGAAGGCUGCGUGCGCCUGGUGUUAGCAACGAAACCCAGUUUCUAGAUAUUGGGACUCUCGCAAAUCCAACUGCGAGAGAUUGACCAGUAUCGUUUCCCCAGCGGCCAAAAUGGACGCCGAAGACGCCUCCAAGGACGUAGUGCAUCCCGAAGUUCGGGCGCACAUCAACAGUCUCGCUUCCGCUCUUGGAGGAAACGGUGCGGAUGAUGAUGGAAGCUACAAGCUUGGAGACGACGCCCUCGAGUGCUUGCGAGACAUAAAACGAUGGAUCCGUUUCUACGACGAGAAGACGAAUCGCAUGGACGUUGCGCGAUGCCUUGCCGAAGCAAACCUGGUCGGCGGCGACCUCCUCCAGAUCAUCGCGACAUGGCCCGAGAACUGCGCCGAUAACAGACUGAAGGCGAAGCUUGCCUUGGCGUGUUACGAGAUCAUGGUCCCUUUGACCUGGCCCAUCGAACGAGACGCCGAAAGGAUGACCAUCAACCAUCACAGACACCUCCCAGUCUUACAAUUAGCCCAAUUGGGCUACAAACGGGCAAUUAUCAACUUUGACGGAGCCCCAAUCCUUCACACCGCAGUGAGAGUGGCUCUCCCUUCUAUGGCCAUCCCCAUUGGCGACCGAUCCCCACGAGACCAGGGCAUAAUCAAGAUCAUGCUGUUCUUUCUGAGGAAUAUCGCCAUGAUUUCCCCUCCCCCGGGCGUCAAAGACGAGGGAGACGAAUCACAGGUCUCGCGCUCUGUAACGAUAGACGCGUUUUCCUAUCAGGAUAUCUUCUUGGCACUCCUGACAAUCGCCUCCAACAUGGGCGAGGACUUCAGAACCGAGGAUGUCAUUGUCAUGGAGAUCAUAUUUCAUCUUGUCAAGAGGGUAGACGUGAGAAAGCUCUUCCUCGACGAGCAGGGGCUGAAUCAGGCAAAAGCCGUGGAAUUAACAGCCAUGAUGGACAAGGAAGCUGCUAUGCUCCGGUCACACAACCAGAAGGCGCCGAAGCGUCACAACAGGUUUGGGACCAUGAUCUGGGUGAAGAGAGGAAACGGAAAGAUGUCGUCGCUGUCCGGACAGGACGCACUGAGGGACGCCGCCACGCGAGAUUUAAAGAUGGAUAGCAGCAAGACCUUCAGGCCACCGCGACGAGCGCGAAAGGAAGAGAUGGAACCAAAGGAUAUGGGACCACCGCCGUCUCUAAACCACAGGGCAAACAAGCAGUUGCGGUCGUUUGUCGAAGACUUCCUGGACUCGGGGUUUAACCCCCUAUUUCAGCACGUCAGAAAGUCGAUCGACCGGGAAGCACCACACGUUUUGAACUACCACCGAGGCCAGUUCUUUUACUUGGUUGCAUGGUUCUUGGAGGCGGAGCGGAUGCGCCGGAAGCUCCAGAAGGGUGCGAAGCCAGCCCAGAACAAGGCGGAUAAUGUUGGGAGUUUCAAUCUCAUCGCUGGUGUCCUUAAUCAGGAGAUGUUUAUCAGCCUGAACCGCGCCUUGGACCGGUCCUACAAUGACAAGGAUUGGUCCGAGUUGAGCACCGUUAUGAGAUGUUUCACCCAGAUUCUUCUGACUGUGCAAGAAAUGUCGGAAUCUGGAAACGAGGACGACGAGGAGAUUGCCGAGAACAUCCUCAACCGGCUGUUCUACGAGGAAGCAACUCACGAUGCCGUUGCAAAUAUAGCCAGGACAUACAAGGACCAGGGCUUCGAGUACCUCGACGCGUGCACCGACUUGACGUACACCUAUCUACGCAUCCUAGAGGCGUACUCCAAGCAGAACGUGGACUUGCAAGUCCGCUCUCGCAAGAGGACACGGCGGAAGAAGAAGGCCGCCAAGGAUGUUGGGACUGACGGCGUGGACGAGGAACGGAAUGAUGUGGAUGACGACUCGGCGGACGACCAGCAGAGUGCCGAGCGGACGACCAAGGAGCGGAAGUUUGACUUCACGCGUUUCGCCCACAGGUUUAUCCCGCAGGGGGUCGUUGAUACCUUUGUCAAGUUCACCAAGUACUAUAAGGACCUCGAUGACUCGCAACUCAAACGAGCACACCGAUAUUUCUACCGGGUAGCCUUCAAGCAGGAGAUGAGCGUCAUGCUCUUCCGUGUCGACAUUAUCCACCUGCUGUACAACAUGGUCAAGGGACCCGAGCCUCUCGACAAGAACUCGGGCAUGUUCAAGGAGUGGGAGGAGCUCGUGAAGCAGAUCAUCAAGAAGUGUGUCCGAAAGAUUGAGGAGCGUCCGGCUCUGAUCACCGAGUUGCUGUUCUCCAAGAUCAACAGCACGGCUCAUUACCUCGAGUACGGAUACGAGAAGCAGACAAUCUCAACAAAUCCCCGGCCUGCCGCCGAACUGGAGUUCCGCCAUAUCGUGGAGCACGAUCAGCAGAUCGCCAUCGCGGUUGGGGCCCUUCUCGACAAGAACCAGGCCGACCACAUCGACUGGGUCAAGAGACAGCUCUCCGCGGCCGAGAGUGAGCGUCGGGCAUGGGAGGCGGCAGAGAAAGCAAUGCCCUCUGUUGAGGGGCUCGAUGCGGAGGCGGCGGGUGCCUCGAUCGAAGAGGCGGCUGCCAAGGCCGCUCCACUCAUCACCGUCCGCCCAGACAACGACGACCGGCGCACAGCCGUGUUCAAGAACCCGCACCUCCGCCUCCUCAUGAGACUGGUCGGCAUGGAGCGCCUGGCCCUGACCCUCGACGAGACGCCCGACUCGGGCUGGGUCGUGGGCCCCGGCAUCACGGCCGGCGCGCUCGCCGAGUCGGUCGACCUGAUCAACAAGGCCGAGUUCAACCCGCCCACCUUCGACAGCGACGAGUCGGCGGCGGACCAGCUGCGGCGGAAGACGGCCCCGCGCAAGCGCGCCGCAUACGACGACGACGACGGGGGAGGCGCCGACGGGGACGAUGACGACGAUGACAUGCUCUUCCCGAUGGGCGGUCCCACGGCCCGCAAGGUCAUCGACGACGACGAGCAGCCGCGCAAGAAGCUGCAGCGCCGGAGGCGGCGGAAGGGCAGCGAGGAGGAAGAGGACGCCGAGGCGGACGAGGAGAAGGAGAAGCAGAGGGAGGAGCGGGCGCUCAAGAGGCGCGAGAAGGAGCGCGAGAAGGCGCGCAGGGUCAAGAGCGAGAUGUACGUGCGGGCGAGCGACGAUGAGACGGAUGACGAGCGCGACAGGGAGUUCUUUGAGCGCGAGAAGGCCAAGUACGACCGCUUGCAGAGGGAGUUAUCUAGCCACCUCAACGCGCUGCUGGCCGACAGUGGCGACGAGGAGGAGGGGGCCGGCGGUGGCGGCGGCGGCGACGGCUCGAGGAAGAGGAAGUCGGGCGCUCUGGUUGUUGUCGACGAUGAUGACGACGACGACGACGAUUCUGCGGACGGAGAAGAUGCGCGACCUUCGCCGUCUGCGAGGGGGAACAAGCGAGCGAGGACGAAGAAGGGCGGCACCCUCCCCGCCAGAGUUACCGGCGACGGCGACACCGAUAGCGAGGCCGAGUCGGCACGGCCGAGCCGGGGGCUCGCGUCGGGCGACGAGAUGGAGACGGACGACACGCCCCUGUCGUCGAGUCCGCGGGUCGACGUGCCCGCCGCCGCCGCGGAGGACGACGACGACGAUGACGAAGCGCUUCCCGUGCGCGCGAAGCCGAUGGUGCGGGCUAGGGCCAGGGGCGGGUUCCUUGUUGAUAGCAGUGAUGAGGACGACUGAUUUUGUUGCGGUAUAUGGCCAAUUGGCUGGCGUUUUGCGGGGGGUUGGAGUGUUCAGGGGUUGGAAAUAUCUGCUGGAGGAUUAACUGGGUCAGGAAUACAUGACUAGCAUUGUUUUACCUAGCCGCGUGUUUUAUUCGUACUUCUGCGUCCUGGGACCUGGUAUAUGUCAAUAAUGAAAGCGAUCAACUUGGCACAUACCUGUGUUAUUCCGCUCUGUUGCCAUGCACCGUUCCCCCGAGGCAUCGACUCCUUCCCCUGCAGCGAAAUACGAAAUGAGAG
This is a messenger RNA of Phialemonium atrogriseum, 3974 nucleotides long. RefSeq names its product timeless-domain-containing protein. Lineage: Eukaryota; Fungi; Ascomycota; Sordariomycetes; Cephalothecales; Cephalothecaceae. Gene Ontology annotation, biological process: replication fork arrest; DNA repair; DNA replication checkpoint signaling. The record is from RefSeq and is a predicted model, not a curated record. Gene Ontology annotation, molecular function: DNA binding. The coding region runs from base 118 to 3693 and encodes 1191 amino acids. Gene Ontology annotation, cellular component: replication fork protection complex. The transcript is spliced from 3 exons.